Molecule: messenger RNA, 5658 nt
Organism: Cherax quadricarinatus
Lineage: Eukaryota; Metazoa; Arthropoda; Malacostraca; Decapoda; Parastacidae
Source: RefSeq, a predicted model, not a curated record
AUGGCACUUGUGUUUUCAAAACGUGCUGCUCUGCCUACCUUUAUUAUUGCAGACAUUCCUCUGGACAUAAGCCAUUAUAAUACCCUUCUACGUGUUUAUCUGGAAAAUGAACACAAGUUCUCACCAACGAAAUUCUUGGCUGAUCUUGAGAAAAAUGGCAUAGAGCCCAACAGAGUUACUUACCAACGACUCAUUUCUCGCUAUUGCCAGGAGGGAGACAUUGAUGGAGCCACCAAAAUCCUUGAGUUUAUGAAAGAGAAGCAGUUGCCUGUUGGUGAAAAUAUUUUCAAUUCGCUCAUUAUGGGGCAUUCUAGAGCAAAUGAUAUGGAAAGUGCCCAUAAGGUACUGGAUGUGAUGAAGGGAUCAGGGUUGGAGCCCAGCACAGACACCUACACAACGUUACUUGUGGGCUAUGCCGAACACGGGGAUAUUGAGAGUCUUCACUCAACUUUAGCAGAGUGUGAGGCAGCCGAGUUAAACCUCCAUGAUCGUGAACUUAUGGAGGUCGUAUUUGCACUAGCAGUCAAAGGUUACAAGCAGCAUGUACCACAGAUAAUUGAGAAGUUUCAAAAAGUACAGGGCUACCAGCAGGAUGCCAUGAACCUCACUUAUCGUCUCCUUAAUGCAGAAUGUCAUGAGGUGGCAUACCAGAUUAUGUCCACAAUGAAGAUAUCACAGAAUGAUGAUGGGGAAACAAUCCCAGUUGGCUUUUUCUUCAUCAGACAUCUUGUGAAAAGUGGCACGCCAACAUCCGUAGUAAUGCAGUACUGUCAAGAACUGAGGAAAAAUGGUCAAAAUAUAUAUGCUUCAGAGGUGGCCCUUGGUGGAGCUUUACAAUAUGGUCUCCCUGAAGCAGCCAUGUUUAUAAUGAGAGUGAUGAAUGAGGAUGGAGCAUCAUUACGCCCACAUUACUUUUGGCCAAUCAUAUUACAGUAUGGCAAACAAGGAGAAAUUGAAAAGGUGUAUAGCACUGUGAAGGAGAUGAUUUCCUUUGAGGUUCCCUUGACUUUGGAGACCUGCAAACACUAUGUCAUACCAACAGCCCUGAACCAUAAUGAUCAAGAAACUAUGAUUGGUGCACUUAGAGAAGCAGGAAUGUCUCUUUCAUCAGUAAUUAAUGGCUGCAUUGCUUACCAUCUUGAUAAUGGUGAUAUUAAAGCUGCAGCUGAUUUAGUAUCACGAUAUCGUUAUCGCCUGACCAGCAUUCUUCGCCAUGACCUGGCAAAUGUUUAUGUCAAGAUGGGUGACCCAGUGUCGACAGUUGUUGUUCUUGGUCAGAUGGUAAACCACAACCAAGAUGUAGCUAUUGAAGACCAGAACACUGAAGAUGAAGGUGCUCAGCAGACUUCAGGGCGAGAACAGCAGGAUGUUGCUGGCAUGUUUUUAAAGGAUGUAAUAUGGCAGACCCAUGGUUCUCCAUUGGGCACGGCAGUAUUACCACUUCUUCGGGAGAUGGUGAGUCGUGGUAUCAACAUAAGCAAGGAAAAUGCAUUGCUAGCCAAAUCCAAACUGGAGGGGCAAGCAACCGAAGAAAUUGUGGAACUUCUGGAAAGAGUGUCGUCUGGAGAUCUGGCAUUUCAACCUCCACCUCGGGAGACGUUAGUGCUAUAUUCUCAGCAGAGUGUAUCUGAACUGGAGCGUCGCUACAGUGAGCUAAAAAAUAAAAACCUCCCAACAGAAAAUAUUGUUGGUCAUCUGCUUAUAGCUUACAUUCGAAACAAAGACAUAGAGAAAGUGGAGGAGAUGAAAAAGAAACUAGAAGCAGAGCAGUAUCCAUUUGGCAUUGGAAUAUAUGUUCUCUUGAUUGACAUGUAUGUUAGCGCUGGUAAACUCACUGAGGCUGUAAAAGUUCUUCAAGAUCUUGUGCAAAGAGAACCAGACUCAAAGUUGACUCCCUUUAAAUUUCUUCGACUGGCACAGCUUAUGGUCCAAGAAGGUCAGAUAGAGGAUGCUUUCAAGCUAAUUGAAAGUAAUGCACCAGAAAGCAUUGAUGAGAGAGAGUCGGUAACAACCACGCACCAGUGUAAACGUAUUCUAGAUAUAUUCGCUGACAAAGGUGAUGUUGCCACUGUUCGUCGUUUCAUGGAUGUUUUCUUAAGCCACAGAAUCGCCCAGCCUGGAAGUGUUAUUUUUGGCCCUCUCAUCAAAGCACAUCUUAACAGCGAUGAUCUGGCUGGAGCACUCAGUGACUUUGAAAACAUCUGGCAGGAGCAUCGUGUAACACCCUCUAAGCUUGAGUUGACUGUGCACUGUGUCAAGUUGGAGGAUGCAGAGAAAUUGCAGAAAAUCAUGGACAUGAGUAUUGCAAGCCAUGGUGAAAUGAACAGCCUGUAUGAUAUGGUAUUUGCCUUCAUUGAGUGUGGGCGUAUCAAGCAGGCACGGAAGCUCCUAGAGACCCCAGGUUUGCGAGCCUUCAACACCAAGUUGAAUAUUCAAUGCCAGAGGUUCCUGGAGACUGGCAGACUAUUGGAACUUGAGCAUCUAGUCACUGUCACUCGUGAUGUCUUUGAUCUGGACAGAAAUAUGAUGUACAUGCACUUGCUGACGGGUUAUAAACAACAAAAUGAAUGUGAAAAGGCCCUGGGAAUUUGGACGUCUAUGCAGGAGGAGAAUAUUGAACCUAGUGAAACUUUUCUAAUCAGACUGGGAGAAUUUCUCAAGGAAAAUGGCCAUGAGGUUCCCUUUAUUAUGCCUGAAGCAAAGCAGAACAUUAUUGAAAAGGAGCCUUCAGUAGCAAAUUUCCGUACAGCAUUAACAGAAAGGGAUUUCACUUCUGCAGUCAGCAUUAAAAAUAAGAUUCAGUUGUCUGGUGGGCAGUUAAAUAUAGAUGAUCGCUCGAAGUUAAUUGAGGGCCUUGUCCAAGACAGCCGAUUUGGAGAAGCUGCCAGUCUAGCAAGAGAGAUGUUGUCGAGUGGUACCUACCCUCAUUUAAGAAUUUUAAAGUUUUUGGUGACUAAUCUGGCCAAAAAUGGUGAUGUAGAGAGUGUUAUAUGUUUGGAAAAAUACAUGAAUGAUAUUAUGAAGAAGCAGAUUAAAUUUGACAACUUGCUGUGUUUAGCGUACAAAGUGUCAGGGCGCACAGAAGAGUUUUUGGAGAACCUGCUAAUCCAGAUUCAGUCUGCUUGCACUCAUGAACUAGAGUCCCUUGGUAUACAUUUCCCAAGAGGUGGAAUAAUAGGCAUCAUGGAAGACAGUCCUCAGUUUUUACCCAAAGUAAUCACUAUCUCUGAGGAGUAUGCCUCUCGAGGUCUGCUUUAUCCUGCAAACUGUGUGUGGAUGCACUACUUCUCUAACAAGCGUUACGAUGAAGCGGAAGAGAUAUACAAGAAACACCUCUCCGAGAGCUCAGCACCCUUAAUGUUCCGAAACAUCCUAGACAAAGCAAGGAAAACUAGUAAUGCAGAUGAUCUGAGCAAACUCCUUGAAAUUUUGGAGACUCGUUCUAAUUGCACACCUCAUUCUAAGGGUCUUGUUUAUAGCUCCUGGAUUGACAUUCUUGUCAAAAACAAGAAGAUUGACGAGGGUCUAGAAGUGCUACAAGCUGCCUUGAAGAAGUUAACCCUGGUGGAUUUUAACACCACAGCUUUAACCAGGCUUAGAGAUGGACUUGAAUUAUCAGGCAAAUCAUUUCCAUACACAAUUCCUGCAAAGGAGAGACAUGAUCGCCGCAACAAGAACAGCGACAGCAGCAGUGAUAGUGAUUGAUGUGUGAUGUAUUGACCUCUCGUCUGAAUUUUGUUAUGAAAAGUUAAUAAAAAUAUUCGUUUACUUGUAUUUAAACUUCACUUUUUUUUCCAAUUAACUAUUUAUAAGAAAUCUUAGGCUGAGCAUUUAGUUUAAUGAUCAGUUAAUAUUUCAUUCAUCUCAGUAAUUAAAAAAACUAGUUUUUGUUUUCAAAAAUGUUAUGUAUUUUUCUUUAUAUCUGAAACAGGUGAAUGAUAAUGAUUUGUUGAUUAUAACUGUAGGUUAUAGGCUGGGCUUUUUAUUAUUAUUAUUCCGAAGACUUGAAAUAUUUGCCAAAGAAAUACCCAUGGUGGUUUGGCUAUCACAAGAAACAGGAAUAUGGAGGAUUGGUUUCCAGCCAUAUUCUAAUGGGAAGGGAUAUGACAGUCAGCUAACAAGAAAAUAAGAAUGGGCAAACAUUCAUUGUGAUAGUGGGUCUAUAGUUUUGUAGCCCCAUUAUUCAAAGGGUAUCAAGAGGGGUGUGUGGCCAAUCAUUAAACAAAACUUAUUUUCUGCAUGGCAUAUAAAAUGCCCAAAAUAGUGUCAAAUUAUUUUUUUUAUAAGUGAUUCAUUAUGUUUUAUUUAAGAUUGGCAACAUUUCACAUGUAUAUUUCCAUGAUUCUACCUAAAUAAACUAAAAUUAAGGAUUAAAAUUGUUAUUUUAUUUUUGUUCUCAUUCCAUAUUUACACUGCAGUUUAACCUUUAAAACUGUGUAAUGUACUAGUACGCACAAGUAUUUGUACCUUCAAAACUCUCAACCUGCUAAUAUUUUGGACCCCAUCACAACACUCUGGGGCUUCUACAAUCUAUUCAUACAUUUGAAAAAAUCUAAAGGCCAGGAGGGUCCACACAGUGCAUCAUGGUUAACUACACAGGAGAUGACCAUGUCCAGUGUACUAGUAUGUCUAACUAGCAUAUAUAAAAAAUGAAAUCAAGAGCUGUUGCUCCCACCACCAGCAAACAGGGUGUGCAGGCAGCAUGAAGAUAAUUUAUUCAUUCCAAUUUCAUGAUACUAACAGUGGAAUUCAGUCAUAUAGCAUGCACACACAAUAUUUAAAGUUGAACAGUGUGACUUAUUUCCAUGUUUUGAGGAGUAUUACACUGUAAUGUUGUAUGUAUUGUUUGUACAUAGCAUUAGAAGACCAGGAUAGUACAGAAAUUUAAAAAAAAUUACUUUUUUUUUUUUUCAAACGAACUGGCCUUAUCCUGCCAAGGCAAAGUGACCUAAAAAGAAAAAGUUUUUCUUUUUAAAUUUAGUAUUUGUAAAGGAAAAUGGGUUACUAGCCCCUUGCUCCCAAUUAUAUUUUACAUAUAUAUUGUAUAUUCCAAGUGGAGCAAUGUCAGGCUAAGCAUUUCCCCAUGUUCGAAGUGCUAAAACAUCUUUCAACAGAUCUAAUGUUAUAAGAAACUAGUGUACAUAGUGUUAAACAUUAAAAGCAAUUAAAAAAAUCACAUCUUAGUGUUAUUAAAUUGUAAAACUUAAAUAUUACUAGUGCAUUUAUGCCGCUGUUGCCAAUGAACAAUCAUUUAUUCACCAAAUUUGACAUACCAUAAAAUUAUAAGGGUUUAUCAGAGUCCACUCAUUUUGUUUUAUUUGGUUCAGAUUUUUUUUUUUUUUUCCCAAAAAAUCUUCUCCCACACAGGAAUUUUUAUUUACAGGUAUGCCACUGUUUAAAGGUUAAUUUGUGGUUAAAUUUUGCUAUUGAUAUUUGUAAUAGCCUUAGAUUCUGAUGUUUUCAUUAUUUUUGUGAACACCUUGUUCUUGUUAAGUUUCUAUUGACUGUUCAUAAAAUGUUUUAAUUGGGUAGGCCAUGUCUGAAGAAUACCGGGAUAAGAUAUUUGUUCAUUUUUAUGUUCAACAUAUGGUUAUUGACUGGUUUUGUAUAAUCUAAGUUGUAUAAUAUUGUAAAUAUUUUAUUAAAAAAUUACUGCUC